Molecule: messenger RNA, 1190 nt
Organism: Baudoinia panamericana UAMH 10762
Lineage: Eukaryota; Fungi; Ascomycota; Dothideomycetes; Mycosphaerellales; Teratosphaeriaceae
Exons: 1
Coding region: 129-1052 (307 amino acids)
Molecular function (GO): lyase activity
Source: RefSeq, a predicted model, not a curated record
ACGUCAGUUUGUAUCCUGCGGAUCGCACGGACGUAGUCUCCAUGACUCCGUAGCCAGCGUGGGAGGGUGUCCGAGUACGUACGCAUGCGUUCAGCUCCAAUGACCCCACGUCCGGGACCCCAUCUGCAAUGUCUCCAAACAUCCCGGAUGUACACAAGUACUCGCCUCCAGGACACUGCAACGUACAGGCUGUUACCAUACCUUCAGAAAUGUCGGCAUUCUGCCGCAUGCCGUUGGGAUACGGACCAUUUCCCGGACCUCGUCAGACAACUUCGGGUUUGCCGCACCAUGGCUGGAAUGAAGCUCGAAGUACAACUUACAGCUUGAUCUUCAAAGCGGAUAAGAGUCAUUUGUCAACGUUUCUUCCCAACGAGCACUUCCGUAUUGACACUGAGAACGGCUUGGCCUAUGCAUCUUUUGCAUUGGUCCAUUUGGAGAAUCUCCCGUGGCUUGCAGGACGCGGAUACAACCACUUCGGCUUCUACAUACACGAUGUUGUUUGUAAAGACGGCGCAGACGAGGUACGCGGAAAGUAUCUGAUUGUUCUUUUCGAAGACUGUGCCGAUGCCAUCACCAGCGGCCGGGAAGAGCUCGGGUACGCCAAGCUGUGGGCGGACCUGAGUGCGAAGUACGAGUCGACCAACAUGCGACUUUGUCUGGGCUGGGACGGAAGUGUGUUCGGUGAGCUCAGUAUAAAUGGCCUGCGUAAUAACGAAGGCGACGUCCCGGACCCAGCCAAGGUAUCUUUCCGUCCAAUGCAGGGCAUUCUCCACUACAAGUACGUCCCACGUACCGGAAGUCCUGGCGAGGCGGAUGUGCAAUAUCCGACGUUCACACCGGCGCCAGCGGAAGGCACGUCGCGCGUUCUCAGGACAGCAUUGUCGCAGACGGGACAUUUCGGCUUCAAAGCCUUGAGUUUCGCAGAGCUGCCGACACUGCACCAUGUCGCCGCACGUUUAAGUGAGCUCCGACCUCAAGGACCGGUUGAUUGCAUUGUCAUCGAGGAGGUGGGCGUCUCAGAUAUCAGUUCGCAGCGCAUUUUGCGAGCCUAGCAUGGGGGCCGGUAAAGUGGCCCUGAAUUAUAUCUCUGAAAACGUUUCAGGUCCGAUAAGACCAUAGGUAAAUGCAUGCUCAUCGUGAUAAAAACGUUGCAAGAUACCAGGCUAAAUGCUGUUCGAGCAUGUCGUAUG